Messenger RNA from Salpingoeca rosetta, 3972 nucleotides. RefSeq lists its product as uncharacterized. Gene Ontology annotation, cellular component: transcription regulator complex; histone acetyltransferase complex. NCBI's taxonomy places the organism in Eukaryota, Choanoflagellata, Craspedida, Salpingoecidae. The transcript has 15 exons. The coding region runs from base 600 to 3503 and encodes 967 amino acids. Gene Ontology annotation, molecular function: transcription coactivator activity; protein binding; chromatin DNA binding. The record is from RefSeq and is a predicted model, not a curated record. Gene Ontology annotation, biological process: positive regulation of transcription by RNA polymerase II.
AACAACAACAACAACAACAACAACAACUGCUUCCGCCUUCGCAACACGAGUACGGUUUCGCUUCCAGCUCCGCUGCACAGUCCGCAGAUGGCGCGGCCCAACCCCACCCACACGCAACAGAUGCAACCACGGCACACUCGCCCGUAGAUGCAUCUCCAGCUGACCCUGCUGCGACACCAUCGCCGCGGAGCAGAAGUGGGCGUGGCAGCCGCACACGUGGUCGCACCAAGGCCCGUAGCAGCAGAACACGGGGCCGCGGCCGUGCCCGCGGUAAAGGCAGAGGAGGAAACAAGGGUGGCCGCCCCAGAAAGAAAACCACAACAGCAACAUCAGCAGCAUCGGCCACAACAGCUUCUUCGUCAUCGACGACAGCAACGCCGUCAAAGUCGACCAAGACGGCAACCGCGCCGAGCACACCCGUCACGCGGUCAAGCGCAGCAACACCGGCGUCAUCGAUCCGCACCCGCCGCUCGACGCGCCGCUUGUCACGUGCCUCAUCCUCGUCGUCGGCCACCGCCGCAUCCUCCCUCCUUGCCGAGGGCUUGCCGCCCGUGCCAGGGUCCCCCUCCGCUGCCGGCGUGGGCAGCCGGCGCUCCAGCAUGUCAUCGUCGCUGCGCACGUCUGCAGGCGCGACGUUCUCGCCCAGCACCAGCCCCAUGCGCCGCGCACAGUUCCUUCUCAGCGCAGGCGAGGACGCAGCCGCCAAAUCCCCCGGCACUGCCACUGCCGCCGGUGCUGGCGGCGCUGCUGCCCGUGACGAGUACGCCGACCACCCUGUGGAUGCGCCGCUGUAUCGGACAACGGUGCUGGGAGCGCCGCCCGCAGACCGCGAGCAGGAGCUCAAGGAGCUGCAUGAGGCCUUACAGCGGUUACACGACACGACACGCAAGUACGAUGAGGAGAACAGCAAGGUCUUCCUCCAACCCGUCGACCCGCGCAUCGCCCCAGGCUACUACGACGUGAUCAAGGACCCGAUUGACCUUGCUUCCAUCCAGACCAAGCUGCAGUCCCAGGCGUACACCACCGUGUGGGAAUACCUGCGCGACAUGCACCUCAUGUUUGAGAACGCCCUCACCUACAACAAGCCCGGGAGCUUCCACAACCGCUAUGCGCAGAGUAUGAAGGCGUGGUGGAUCCCGAGAGCAAGCGCAACCAUCACCGAGGACCUUUCGUCGCACCGCUACUGCUGCGGACAGCUUCGUCACCUUGCCCCGGAGGUGUUUCGCUGCCGGGCUGGCCCGUGCUUUGUGCAGUGGGGCUCCCACUACUGGUACUACGACCUCACCAGCGACGAACAGAUCAUCUACUGCACGUCGCACUUUGCCAAGCUGCAGGAUGAGUUUCGCAUCCCGCGAUAUGGCAACGGCACCGGUGGCGAGCUCUGCUUGAAGAAGGCGGCGUUUACCAAGACAAAACACAAACCACCCCUCCUCCCAGAGAAGUAUGUGGCGUGUUCGCAGUGCGGGCGGGAAGAGCACGAGGUGUGCGUGCUGUACGUGUCAUACACGCACGAGCAGCACAUCUGCCUGCUGUGCCGGGCGCGGCAAGGGCUUCCGUCCCACCCGACGGUCCGUUGGCGCGCACGCGAUCUGCCAUCCACCGCCAUGGCAGACAACAUUGCCCGUGAGCUGCGGGGCGCCGUGCCGCCCGAGUACCACAACAACGUCGUUGUGCGAUCAGUCAACCACUCCCUCGAGACAUGCGAAACAAAACCAAACAUCAGGCGAAGGUACCCGCAACACCCAACCAAGUUCCCGUAUCACCGCAAAGUUGUCCUCGCCUUUCUCGACAUGGGCCAGUUUGACGUCUGCUUCUACGGGUUUAUCGUUUACGAAUGUGAUGACAAGUGUCCACAGCCCAACACUCUCCGCGUGUACAUAUCGUUAUUGGAUUCCGUCAAGAUGCCCAAGCACAUUCUCCCCAGCGACAUGCGCACCGGCAUCUAUCACAGCCUCGUGCGCGGGUAUCUGCGGCACUGUGCUCAGCGCGGGUUUCGCUUCUGUCACAUCUUCACCUGCCCGCCGCGCAAGGGCCAAAACUACAUCUUCCCAUUUAAGCCCGCAGACCAGCGCGAGAUCAGCGUCACCCGCCUGCGAGCAUGGUACGACGAGCUGCUCGGCGAUGCAAUGUUCCGUCCAGAUCCAGCCGUCCUCAACUUUGUCAACAUCGCAGACGCAUACCCAGACCCAUGCUUCACUCAGCUGCCGUACUUUGAAGGCGACAACUGGCCCGACAUCCUGGAGGACAUUAUCAAGUUUGAGGAGCGCGAUCAGCUGAAGCGGGCGGUGAUGGAGGUGAUUGAGGACUCCAAGCAUCAGGCAGCUGUCGACAGAUACAACACCUAUCAAACGCUGUCUGCUGCGAAGCGGUCGAUGGCUGACCGGCGGUUUGCUGCAGCCAAGGUGUCGCUGUCUGCGAAACCGCGCAGGCCCCGCCAUCGUCUCAAGCCCAUCCCCACGCUCACGGACAGGCUCAAGGCCGUCAUGCAACGCAGCUGCAAGGACUUCCUCGUCGUCGAGUUGAUGCACUUUGGUCGGCCGUUCACGCCCGACCCCGACGCGGACAAGCAGAUUGCUGUCACGGGCGAAGAUCACUCCGUCUCCAGUUUCUUCAAGGCAGAGCGCAUGCAGUUCAACUCAAUCCGGCACGCGGCCUUCUCCACCGUCUGCCUGCUGUACGUGUUACUCAACAAAGACGUGACGUUGGAGUCGCGGUGGCCCGAGGCGCCCCCGCAGGACAAAGGCUUCGACCAUCCUGCACACCAGCGCACGGGUGCAUGCUGCAGCCGGGGUGGCUCGCCUCAGCGCCGCAGCGGUGGCGGUCGCCGACGACGGGCGCGCAGGCGAACAGGCGGUGCCCGGGGCAGCGCUAGUGGCAGCCACGGCAGUUACCCUGGACACGCCGGUGAUGAUGAUGACGAUGAUGCCAGCGGGCUUGACCCGUCCUUCCAUCCUGCAAACUGCUCUGUGGAUGUGUAUGACCCUGACGGCGUCGACGCAGACAUGCUGUCGGAGGUGGCCGUUGGCACGUCAGACCGCACCACGCGCGAUGAUGCUGGGCAGGGCAGCCAUUCCACCACUGCUAACACGGCUGCAUCGGAGACACGUGCGGGUGGCGUGAAGGCUGAAGAGCCGGACCCAGACAGCAGCGCCAACAGCCGAGGAGGAAGAAGCGUAUCUGGGGCAUCGUCACAGUCGCAGCCGGAUGCAAAUGUGAAGACAGAGCCGCCAACGCCCUCCGAGAACCCAUUGCCUGCCGACACGAUCCCGGCUGCAGCCACGGUGGUGAAGAAGGAAGGGGAGGGCAACGAUUUGGUGCUUGUUAUCAAGGAAGAGAGCAGCGCCAACAACAGCAACAACAGCAACAACAGCGCCGCUGACAACACCGGCACCAACAUGCAAACGGAUGGUGAACAUGGUGAUGGUGAUGACAUCAAGGAGGAAGGGAACGAUGUGGGAGGUGGUGCGGAAGGUGACCAUCCAAAGAAGAGGGCAAAGAGAUAGACGACGUGUGUUGUUGUUGCAGAGGUGACCUUGCGGCGGAAUGCUCCCUUUCGCUGUUUGUUUGUGUGAUUGGAGCUGUUACUGCUGAUGAGAUGGUGGUGCGUGCACAGUGGUGCUUGCAGACGGAGAUAUGUUGACCACAGACAGCGGUGCCAUGUGUUCAUGUGCCUUGCUUGAUUCAGGAAGGGUGUUGUGACUGCUUUGCGUUUUGUUGUUAUUUUGUAUGUGAGGGUUGAAUGUGCUCACAAAGCAUCGUUGUUGUGGGUGAUUUGACCUAAGCGAUUGCAUUGUAAUUCUUCUUCGCUCGUUCAUUCACCUUGCAGUUUGUUUAUCUGCGUUACCUGUGCUGUUUGAUUCAUUCAUUUCCUUUUCUUCGGUUACGGUUACUCGUCAAAGCGCUCUGUGCAUAACAUAAUGACACCCCUCUUGUUCAUACACGCAAAACGUGCAUGUGGCGAGGCAGUGCAGG